This is a messenger RNA of Colossoma macropomum (tambaqui), 4051 nucleotides long. It is a transcript of the gene dtx4b, whose product is annotated as deltex 4, E3 ubiquitin ligase b. Gene Ontology annotation, biological process: protein ubiquitination; Notch signaling pathway. Gene Ontology annotation, cellular component: nucleoplasm. The record is from RefSeq and is a predicted model, not a curated record. Gene Ontology annotation, molecular function: ubiquitin protein ligase activity; zinc ion binding. The transcript has 9 exons. NCBI's taxonomy places the organism in Eukaryota, Metazoa, Chordata, Actinopteri, Characiformes, Serrasalmidae. The coding region runs from base 498 to 2708 and encodes 736 amino acids.
AGAGGGAGAGAGAGAGAGAGAGAGAUAGAGAGAGAGAGAGAGAGUGAGAGUGGGUGAGUGAAUGAGUGAGUGGAUAUGGGAGUAACAGAAUGAGAGCUCAGCCCAGGUUUAUGUAAAGCCGCUCCUGUCAGUUGUUCUGUAGUCUGUAAUCUACGCUCCGCUCCAGUAACUGAAAGGCGUUUGGACUCGUGUUUUCCAGCAGUCCCCGCUGCUGUGAACAGCGCCACGCUGUAAGCUGUGAGCUCCGUGUCACACAGCGCUCUUCACUAACCGGAGCGAGCGUCUCGGCUGUGACAGAGGCAGAGAAAAGCCUAAACUGUGUGGAUGCGAAAGAGGAGGUGAACACGAAUGAGACGGAUAAAUGGUUCGCCUGUGGUUUCGUUUAAUCGGCUUCUGACCCCCGAAAGGAGCUGCGCUGUGUCCAGCCAUGGAAGUGGGACGGAGAUUUCUGACCAGAUGCUGCUCUCUCUUGCCUUAGCUUCCCCAAAGCUGACUAAAUGGACACGAUGCUACUCGCCUCCGCCGCGGUGGUGUGGGAAUGGCUGAACGAGCACGGGCGCUGGCGGCCCUACAGCCCGGCCGUGUCUCAUCACAUCGAGGCGGUGAUACGAAGCGAUCCUCGGGGCGGCAGCGUCGUACUAGGCCAAGUCGACAACCGCCUCUCGCCCUAUAUCAUUGACUUGCACUCAAUGCACCAGUUCAGACAGGACACAGGUACAUUAAGGCCAGUACGACGGAGUUUCUAUGAUCCUACUUCAGCACCAGGCCAAGGCUGGCUGUGGGAGUGGGAGAAUGAUGCGGGUUCUUGGACACCGUACGACAUGGAGGUCUGCAUCGCCCUGCAAGCGGCGAAGGACCGCCAGCAGCCCUGGUUGGACCUGGCACCACUUGGCUUCUGCUACCUCGUGGACUUCCAGAGCAUGACUCAGGUCAACCGACAAACACAGAGACGCCGCCGCAUUCAGAGACGCUCAGACAUAGCUUACCCACUGGUCUCUGGGCCACUGCCGAAAGCCUCCCAGGCUUGGGGAGCUGGUACUGGAGGGGCAGCUGGUGGAAUGCCGUCAGGUGGAGGCUCAACUGGAGGACUUCUGGGUGUAGGAGUGUCUGGUUCUAGCUCAAGUGAUAAUGGGAGCGCGAUUUAUCCUAGUGGAACUCUUUCAAUGUCGUCUCUUGCCCCUCUUGGACAGCCAUGUGCCUGCCAGCAGUGUAUGCUUGUCUUAAGUGUGAAAGCAAAUGCCUUGGCUUCACACACACUAGGGCGCAGACCUCCUCAAAUGAAGCCCCCAAGUCCUAAGUCCAGCCUAGGGACACUUCCCUCCUUGUCUAAGACUUCAUCCAUGUCUAAUUCAUAUUCACAGACGCUGCCUCAUGGGCUGUCCUUUAACCGCUCCCUCUCGCAAGAACGCAAGAACGCUGCUGCCUUUGCUCAUUCGCUGUCCAUGCUCACCUCGAACACUGCCACCCUUUCGCUGUCCUCUGGUCGUCCACCUCCUCCACCUUUGCCCCCUCCUCCACCUCCUUCAGGAUCCAGCCAGCAGCCUUUAACUGUGCCAAACUGCUCCUCAACAUCUCCUCCGUCAGUGCCAACUGCAACGCUCAUCACUGUGGCAUCGAGCACCACAUUGUGUUCACCCACACCUUCGCCUUCAGCAACAGUUCCGCCUCAGCGUUCCACGGCAUGUGCCGCUCCUCUGCCUCCUCGUGCCAGUCUUGCAGGGCUGAGCCGGCCAGCUCUACAAAGAAUCGCCAUGGCACAGUCACGUGCGCUCAUUGCCUCUGGAGUACCGACAGUACCUGUAAAGAACCUCAAUGGCUCCAGCCCUGUUCAUCCAGCUUUAGCAGGAAUCACCGGCAUUCUAAUGAGCGCUGCAGCGCUGCCUGUGUGUUUGACUCGUCCUCCUAAACUGGUGCUGCACCCUCCUCCUGUCAGUAAGAGUGACAUCAAACCCAUCCCUGGCCUUGGACACUGCUGCCGCAAAACCACCAAAAAACAGGCUCGCAAGGGCAAGACUCCUGAAGAAGUAGUGAAGAGGUACUUGCAGAAAGUCAGAAAUCCUCCUGAAGAGGACUGCACUAUCUGUAUGGAGGCUCUGACCGGUCCCUCUGGGUAUAAAGGCCCAGGCGUGGGUGGUGUGUCGCGUGCAGAGUCAGUGGGUCGACUGGCACAAUGUGGCCAUCAGUACCAUCUGCAGUGCUUGGUUGCUAUGUACAACAAUGGCAACAAAGACGGCAGCCUACAGUGCCCCACGUGCAAGACCAUCUAUGGUGUGAAGACGGGCAACCAGCCACCCGGCAAGAUGGAGUACCAUGUCAUCCCCCAUUCACUGCCAGGACACCCUGACUGCAAAACCAUCCGCAUUAUUUAUAACAUACCACCCGGCAUACAGAGCCCUGAGCACCCGAACCCAGGAAAGCCAUUCACUGCAAGAGGAUUUCCCCGUCACUGCUAUCUUCCAGACAGCGAGAAAGGACGCAAGGUGUUGAGGCUUUUGCUGGUAGCUUGGGACAGGCGACUGAUUUUCUCAGUGGGCACCUCCAGCACCACUGGCGAGUCAGACACGGUUAUCUGGAACGAAGUUCACCACAAGACUGAGUUUGGCUCCAACCUCACGGGCCAUGGGUACCCUGACCCUGGCUACUUAGAUAAUGUGCUGGAAGAGCUGAAAGCCCAAGGCAUCACAGAGGAGGAUGGACAGCAGCUGUGAGGAGCAGGAGAAAGGAGGCAAAAAGUCCAAACAAAAGGAGAAGGCUGGAUGUGUGAGAAAUGGACAUAGAAUGGAGAGAAGAAUGACUGGACAAACUUUUUUUGUGUGUUGGUGGUGCUGAUUUUGGAAGAGUCGUUUCUGGGGCACGCGUGUGUAUGUGUGUGUGUGUGUGUGUGUGUGUGUGUGUUUGUGUGUGUGUGUGUGUGAGAGUGAGAGAGAGAGAGAGAGAGAAGCUGUGAGUGAGUUAGUGACAGCAAUGACUUUACAUCAGAGGAAAAGAAAGAUCAGAUCCUAACUUACAUGUUGCUGUGUUGUGGGCCCAGUAUUUUAGAUAUAUGCAUAUUAAUGCGUACUGUGGUUUAUCUAAACCAGGCGUGCCCAGCCCUCCAGCUGAAGUUCUGUUCUUUUUUAGUAUCAAUCCUAGACUGACACUUCAGGUUCUGAUAUUCUGAUGCUCCUGAAGAUCUGGAUAAGUUAGAAUAGGUGUGUCUGAUUAGGGCUGGAAUUAUACCUGGAAGAGAAUUAACUCUUGAAUAAAUCCCAUAUCUAUUUGCCUAUAGAUCUCUGUAGUGGUUCUGGGUACUGAAUAAUAGACUCUGGGGCUUUAGUGCUGUAGCACUAAUACCACUGCACUUAUAAAGGAAACUGGGCUAUAGUUGAAAGGUGGUGAUAACUGAAAGAUACAUGGAAUGAAGGAAGAGAAGGUAUAUUGGCUGAAAGAUUAGAAGACUGGGAGGGGGAAGGAAUAGAGGCGAGACAAAGAGAAGGAACUAAGAGAAAGAAUGAAUAAACGAAAGGCCAAAGAAAGUAGUUUUAACCUUAUUUGCUGAUACAUUAGGUAGUUGUCUAGCUGAAGCUGUAAUGAAAGACUGUGCCUAGUGUGUGUGUGUGUGUGUUUGUGUGUGUGUGUGUGUGUGUUUGUGUGUGUGUGUGUGUGUGUGUGUGCACGCUUGUAGGAGAAAGUGCAAAAGAGCAAGAUCCUUGAUGAACCCACUUGUGCCCUCAAAUGAUUUGUGCUCUUUUCCUCAGAAACAUUCCUUUUUAUGGCCACUUAUGAUUGAGAGUUACAUAAACAGCAUCAUGAGUACUUAACUUGCAUUAUAAUUGAUAUUAUCUUGUAAUUCCAUUCCAUGUGUUAGAUUUAUCUACUCAUGUUUUUAUUGUAUUAUUUUUUGUAAAAGUUGUGGAUGUGGUAUGGCUCAAAGAGCAAAUUAGUGAGACUGUUGAAGUACCCCUUCACAGAGUCGUGAUCAUUUACUAGUUUCUUAGGACAAAGAUAACGUUUAGGUUGGAACUGAAAAGCAAUUGUUCACAGUUGUUCUUAAUUAAAAUGUCUUAUACAG